GAUGGACAGGCUUCUGCCCCCAACUUUUUGUUUUCCCCUUGCUUCAGAAAUCCAUAUAUAAAGAACACUCACUUUCAUUCCAGACAUUCGCAGAGCACCAAACAAUCUUGGAAGCUUGUGGUCCACUCUCCUCUCGAGAAUUCAUCAUGUACUUUAAGGUCGCUGUUCUUUUUGCUGUGAUUGCUGCCUCCGUGGCACAGUAUGCUGCUCCAAGUUACGCAAAGCCUGAUGAAAUCAAGUACCCACCCCAGCCUUACCAGUUCGGGUACGACAGCAACGACGAGUACGGUAACACCGCCUACCGAAAGGAAAGCGGCGACUCCAACGGCCGAGUCCAGGGAAGCUACGGAUACAAGGAUGCCCAGGGAAUCGAAAGAGUCGUCGAGUACGUCGCUGAUGAGCACGGGUACAGAGCUCAGGUGAAAACUAAUGAACCAGGAACCGAAAACAAGAGCCCUGCCGACAUCGAAUUGUAUGCCAACCCCAUUGCCGUCAACUGGGUACCCCAACCCCAGAGGUACCAGGCUGCUCCAGCUGGUGGGGCCGCUGCUGCUUACAAGCCCCAGUACUAGGAAUUAGGAUAUCAAAUUUCAUCGUCUUCUUCUCUCGUCUAAGCGCACUCUUGUUUGCCAUGAUGACAUUCUGUGUAUUCUUUUGCCACCCACUGAAAUUCCUGAAUCUUGCGAAUAGUAGUGCCAGGUGCAAAGUAAUAAACGUGGAUGUUUUUUUAUGGCGAAUUCUUCCACAUUCCUGAAUCUAUUGUCAGAUUCCAUGCUGUCGAAGCUCUUUUCUGUCAUUCCUACGAAAUACCUGUAAAAUAUUUUUUUCUUUCAUUCCGACAAAAAACCUGUAAAAUAUUUUUUUUACCUGUAUAAAAAUUUAGUUUUGUAAUAAAUUUCUUUCGACUCGUUAA
Messenger RNA from Argiope bruennichi, 913 nucleotides. RefSeq names its product cuticle protein 10.9-like. Gene Ontology annotation, molecular function: structural constituent of chitin-based larval cuticle. Gene Ontology annotation, cellular component: chitin-based extracellular matrix. The transcript is spliced from 5 exons. Lineage: Eukaryota; Metazoa; Arthropoda; Arachnida; Araneae; Araneidae. The coding region runs from base 147 to 572 and encodes 141 amino acids. The record is from RefSeq and is a predicted model, not a curated record.